CUAGUGUGUUCUUCAUGUGGAUGUAGCUCGUGAUAUACUUCCCACCCUGCUUGCAAGUAUAAGACGGCAUCCAAACCACACCCCCGCCUCCUCAAAAGGCAAAUCUGCAUUGUUAAUAACAGAAAGGAUUGCUGCUGAUUCCCUUCCCCAACAUCAUUGUAUCCCUCGCUGUACUUCGACAACGGGCUUUCAGCAUGAAGGGCGGAUUGAACCUUCUCUCUUUGGGCGCUUGCAUCAUUGCCCUCGCCCAGGCGCAACAUGGCGAAGACUAUUCCAAAACGAUGGGACCGGUUGCAUUUAUGUGGCCACCUGACCGCGUAUGGGGAGCUGCUCAAGACAAUACUGCACCCUGUGGUUCAGUGGCGGGGGUGACCAACAGGACCCAGUUUCCACUACUCAAUGGCCAGGUUGCUCUUGUAGCACAGGAUGAAUCCUGGUCGGUCCAAGUCGCCAUAUCCUACAGCAACAAUCCCACCUCCAACGACGAUUUCCAAACGAUCAUCGCUCCAAUGAGGAUACCAGAAUUGGAUGAAGGACACCAGUGCUUCCCCAUUGUGAACCCACCCGCCGACGUCGAGACCGGGUCAAAUGCCACGCUGCAGAUCAAAUACGUUUCCGACUUCGACACUGAUAAGAAUGAGACAUUUUACGCCUGUUCAGACAUAACUUACAUCCCAACCAGCCAAUUCACCUACCAGGUGCCGUGCUUCAACGCCACAAUCGAGGACUUCAACAUCACCGAGCCGAGCUCCAGCGCCUCAGGCACAGCCGCGGGAGCGAGCGCCACGGCACCGGCCCCUUCGCAGAGCUCGAGAUCAUCCUCGCCAGGUCUCUCGGGAGGCGCCAUUGCAGGCAUUGUGGUUGGCGUUGUUGCAGGGGUAGGCUCCAUUGCUGGCAUCCUCUUGUUCUUCUUCUGGCGUCGUUCUGCACGGAACAAGCGUCUGCGUGAACACGAAGCGUCCGUGAGAGCGGUGAAAUGGGACGAACAACUAGCAGGUUCGCCUCCAACGUCACGAGCCUCGACCCAGGAUAUUGCGCUCUCAAACAUGCCAGGCAAUAGGGCUUAAGAUGGACUUCGGAUUGUGGGCUGGAUUCGAGAAAAGGGCGAUGCCUACCAUGGUGACGGUGGGGUCAAUGGAGGAAGAAGGGCCUCGAUUGAUAGGAAAGACAUGACACCCGGAAGGGGAUUAUCUUCCCUUUGAGAGCCGGCACACGAGGUAGCUAUGCAGCACUGAUAUGUAGCAUCCAUAAGCUCCAAGAAUAACGCACUUACGACUACAUGUUUUUUGUAACCACAACAUAUCUUGUCGGAUUUCAGAGUAGACAGUG
Exophiala oligosperma is the source of this 1329-nucleotide messenger RNA. RefSeq lists its product as uncharacterized. The record is from RefSeq and is a predicted model, not a curated record. Lineage: Eukaryota; Fungi; Ascomycota; Eurotiomycetes; Chaetothyriales; Herpotrichiellaceae. The transcript is spliced from 3 exons. Bases 195 to 1067 code for a protein of 290 amino acids.